CGAGUGCAAAUGAGGGUAACAAAAAUUCAGGCAUAAACUUCAAGGAGAGAUAGCUUGUUUUUAUUCUUUGUGUGGAAGGGUUAUGAUUUCUGUUGCAAUCCAGAUCCAGUUUGACAGCAUUUUCAAGGCAGCAUGUACAGGCUUAAUACUAGGUUUUGCCCAAAGGCGUUUCAGCAAAACUCCCUGUGCUGAUAGAUGUGUUCUAAUUAAUGUUUAGCUUUAAAAUGAAGUGUUUUUCUACUACAUAUGUGAAGGUAACUUGAUGAUCAGGAAGAAUGUCAGAUGGCGUACUCCACGCAAACACUGGCUGCAGGCUGCUUUGGAAAAAUAUACAAGGAGAAGUACGGAGACACAUGGGCUGCUGUGAAGAGAGUUCCUCUAGGAGUAAUCAGCAGACAACAGCUGGAGAGGGAAUGCAAAGUAUAUCAUAAUGUACGGCAUACAAACGUGGUAAGGCUUCUUGGUGAACCUUGGGUGAAAGACUCGAAGUGGAACAUUCCUCUGGAGUUCAUCUUUGGGGAAGAUCUUGAGACGACCAUCUUCAAAGUACAGCUUUCUAAAAUACAGCUGUCUCCAGCAGUGAAAGCCACAAUCAUCACUGGCAUGUGUGAAGGCUUGCUCUAUAUGCACAGUAAAGACAUAGUCCACCAAGACCUCAAACCUGAUAACAUCAUGGUGGAGCAUCAAACCCAUCGUGCUGUGAUCAUUGAUUUAGGACUAGCAAAAUUUUCAAGAAACGGACUCUCCUCUGCAGUAAACUUGGGCAAUGAAGCAUAUUCAGCUCCAGAGAUCCUGCAGAGUGAUGGCGUUCGUGACAAGCGCUCAGAUGUUUGGGCCAUGGGUAAAAUCAUAGCUGAACUCUGUGCCAGGAUCAGGUUACCCACCCAAUUUGUGUCUCCCGCCAAGAUUCGUGAAACUCUAAAAGACCAGCCAUACAGUAAUCCAGUGUCCAGGAUGGUGGAACCCGAUCCCAAUUACAGAAGCAGUAUGGCCGGAGUCAUCGCAGAAAUCAGGAGAGCGGCUUCAGCUCAACCAACAGACAUGAGACCAAAAGACAUCACAAGAGACAUUCCUAGAGACUUCACAAGAGACAUCACAAGAGAUCAGAGGUGGUGUCCACCAGCAGCUCUUGUUCCUAAAGUAGAGCUAAAUAAACCUCCUGUGUUAUGUUAUCGACAGGAUCCACCUCAACAGAGAGAGAUGGGAAAGGCAAUGGUACCGGGUAGGGGGGAGGCCUUAAACAAGCAGCUCUCCCUGAUGUCAUUUCCUUGCCCUCUCCCAGAAACUGGAAAAGUGACCCAGGAACUCUACAUUGAGGAGAAAGGAGCUCUAGAAUAUAAAGAGAUUGUCACGAGGGGAGGGAAAAUCAUUAAAUAUGAGAAAGUGCAAAUAACCAAAGAUUCUUAAAAACAGCGCUUGCGAAUAGACUUGUGUUCUGAAAAAUGUUGAUGACCACUUUCCUUUUACAUGGGUGAAAUGCUUUUUAAAAAGAAAUUCCAAACUGGAAAACUAUUAUGGUGAAAUUGGUUUGAUUUUAGGUUUUGUCAUUGCUGAAAGCCUCUUUAUAUUCAGUUGAACAGUAAUUUUGUCUCAUUUGUUGUAAAGUACCAUUCAAAUGUAAAAAACACCAAUGUGUUGUUCUUUUUCUGGCAUUAAAAAUUUGUAGUACUCUA
Labeo rohita (rohu) is the source of this 1673-nucleotide messenger RNA. Its product is annotated as serine/threonine-protein kinase Nek6. The coding region runs from base 283 to 1407 and encodes 374 amino acids. The transcript has 5 exons. Lineage: Eukaryota; Metazoa; Chordata; Actinopteri; Cypriniformes; Cyprinidae. Gene Ontology annotation, molecular function: protein kinase activity; ATP binding. The record is from RefSeq and is a predicted model, not a curated record. Gene Ontology annotation, biological process: protein phosphorylation.